Nasonia vitripennis (jewel wasp) is the source of this 2788-nucleotide messenger RNA. Its product is annotated as carboxylesterase clade D, member 2. Bases 314 to 2008 code for a protein of 564 amino acids. Lineage: Eukaryota; Metazoa; Arthropoda; Insecta; Hymenoptera; Pteromalidae. The record is from RefSeq and is a predicted model, not a curated record. The transcript is spliced from 8 exons.
CUGUUGAGGAAAGUAAAAUAUAUUCAUAUUUGUAAAUAAUACACCUAUACACAAAUAUAAUUUAUACUGUAUUUGCACUUGUCCGCGAAGAAUUCUCUGAAGGGUGUUCUUAUAAUCGCGUACCUGCUGUAGUAGAAGAAACAGUCUGCAGUUUUCCUCGUUUUUAAAAUAAACGUGACAUUAUCAUUAUUUGUAUAUAGUACAUGUGCGAGGCAUUACAACAAAGACACUCAUACAGAUAAAAAUGAUGAAUCAAAGCGAGCCGACCCUCAGUCGCGGUUAAAUCGUCCGAGUGUCGGCUGAAUUUUUGAAAAUGGAACUAAGGAGCUUCGCGCAGAUUCUAUUCUGCGCGAUCUUAGUGCUCCUCGGCGUUUCGGGCGAUGACAGUCCAGUGGUCGAAACGAGCCUUGGUAAAAUUAAAGGCUCGUUUAUGACCAGCAGAUUGGGCAAACAGAUCUACUCGUUUAGAGGCAUUAGGUAUGGAAAACCACCCAUUGGGGAACGUCGCUUUAAGGUACCAGAACCGAUCGAUGCGUGGACAGGUGCCUUCGAUGCCUCGGAAGAAGGUCCAUCCUGCAUCCGACCAGCCGGUAGGAAUCUUUCGGAAGAUUGUCUCGCAUUGAACAUCUACACGACCAAGCUUCCAUCGAAAUCCAACGCAGUGAAGCGGCCAGUGAUAGUAUUUUUCCCACCCGGAGGCUUUACCGGUUACUCAGCUCAGAGCUACCUAUGGGGACCACAGUACUACCUGGAUCAGGAUAUCGUCCUGGUCACCGUCAAUUAUCGCCUAUCGGCUUUAGGUUUCAUCAGUACCGGGGAUGAACACGCCCCGGGAAACUUGGGUCUCAAGGAUCAGGUCGUGGCUCUGCGUUUCGUGCGGGACCACAUCGCGCGAUUCAGCGGUGACCCAAAUUCCGUGACCAUCAGCGGAUGCAGCGCCGGAAGUUGGAGCGUCAUCCUGCACAUGCUGUCGCCGAUGUCGCGUGGUCUCUUCCACAAGGCCAUCGCCAUGAGCGGCUCACCCUUGAAGCCUAAGCUUCUCCCGAGCGAUAUGUCCGACGUGGCUAAGAAGCAGGCGUCCUUUGUCGAUUGUCCGGUCGACGAUCUGGACAAGAUGUUCGAGUGCCUGAAGAAGGUGCCGGCUCAGCAGUUUGGUGCCACCCUUUCGCGUUUCAACGAGUUUUACGGAGAUCCCAUUCUGAUAUUCUCUCCGGUGGUCGAGCCUAAAAUCGAAGGCGUCGAGAGGUUUCUUCGCGCUCAGCCGGUUGACAUAAUUAGAUCGGGCGAUUUCAAUCACGUGCCGCUAAUCACGGGUGUCACCAAGGACGAGAUCGUCGGCACUGCCUUGAGAGCAGCGGAGGCAGCACAGAAGGGAAACACGUCGUACUUUGACGACCUGAACGCCGAGUGGGAAAGAGUGGCCCCGAUUAGCUUCCAGUACGAUCGCACCGGCGAGCAGUCCGUCCAAGCCAGCAGAGCCUUGAAAAAGUUUUACUUCAACGAUGAACCCGUCAGUUUUAAAAAUGUCGAUAAACUCGCUCAAGCUUACGGUGACGCUAUCGUCGGGUUCCCGGUUCAUCGUUCGGCUACGCUGAUGGCCAAGUACAACACCAAACCCGUGCACUACUACAAAUUUGUUUAUCAAGGUAGAUACAGUUAUCAGACGUGGAGCGAAACCAAGAAGCCUUACGGCGUAGUACAUCACGACGAUCUCAUCUACGUUUUUUACAUCUCAUAUGCUUUUCCGUUCUUUGACAAAGACGCACCGGAAACACCGAUGGUCGAGAAGAUGACGUCUAUUUGGGCCAAUUUUGCCAAGACCGGCGAACCAAUACCCAAGAAUAACGAUCUAUUCAAAAAAGUCAAAUGGAACGUGCUCACACCGGAAAACCACAAGUACCUGGAGAUAAAUGAUACCUUCGCAAUGAAAGCGAACUUGUUUGCUGACCGAUAUGAGCUUUGGGGUAGACUUUUUCCAUUACCAACUUAUCAGAAGCCUGAAUGUUAGAUAUUCAGAAAAUUAUUUAUUGUUUAGUAUUACGUGUAUAUAUAAUACUCUAAAAUAAAGGAGAAAAUUUAGAGAAGAAUGUUCAAAAUAGGAUAGAGCACGUUAAGCUCAACAGCGUGAGAAGCGUAGCACCAAUUGUGUUUAUAUUGCUAAAAAUAUAUGUAGAUGCGUAUAAUAUGUUCUAUAUUUCUACCGCAGAAACAAAAAUGUUCCGCGUUUCAUCAAAUUGGCUUUUUCUCAUGCUCAAAAGUAAUGUUAUUUGAAAUCUUCGCAUACUUUAAAAUUUAUUUAAUACAUAAUCUGAGGACCCAUUUCUUUAAUUCUGGUUUACGAAAUUGAAAUACAUGAUUAUCUAAAAAAUUUCAUGCAUGAAAAAAGCUCUUUCAUGCCCCUUGUUGGGUGAAAAAUACGGUGUUCCCACGAAGGAAGAAAAGUUAACUUUGAAUAUGGCCUUUCCUAUGCCUGAAAGCAGUCAUAGGCGCUUAUCUAGAUAAUAUAUUAUUUUUUUAAAUAUGCAUAAGGGCUGAUAACACUAAAAUUAGCGUUAAAUAAUGGUUAGAUAUAAUUUUGAAUGAAGCUUAAAUAAAAUGUAAAAGUAAUUAAUUUUAAAAUACAACGUAGAAUAAAUGACUUUCAAUUGUAAGAUAUGGAUACAAAACAUUAAAAAAUUAAUUUUUAUUCGUUCAUCAUAGAUAAUGCUAGCCUUGACUAAUAUUACAAAUUGUUUUUAUAUCACAGGUAGACUAUUUUUCAAUAUUUUUAUUAAAAUCAAGUAAAACU